This is a messenger RNA of Peronospora matthiolae, 624 nucleotides long. NCBI's taxonomy places the organism in Eukaryota, Oomycota, Peronosporomycetes, Peronosporales, Peronosporaceae. The record is from the annotation of a GenBank genome assembly.
AUGGCAACCGUCGCCUCCAGUUCAGUCAUGGGAUACGCUAGUGGCGAGCCUGGCAUUUAUCCGCCUGUCUCGCCGGAGACGCGCUGCAGCGACGCCAGUAUCCCAUGCGGUGAUAAGGACUAUUCCGCAAGCGUGACUUGCCACACGGGUCCGCAGUCGAUGUUCGAGUUCAAGAGCUGCUGCGCCAAGCAGUGCCCGGAUGCUGCUCUUUUCUGCAGCAACUCGGCCGAAGUUCCAUGCGGCGACAACGACGUGAGCGUUUCCAGGUCUUGCCGCAGUGGAUCGCUUGACGACUUUCGACAAUGCUGCAUGAGCAAGUGCCCGUCUGCUGGCAAACAACCCGACCGUUACUGCAGCGCGAUCAAUGUUCCGUGUGACGGACUUGACCACGACGCGUCCUCGUUUUGCAGCUGGCAGAAAGAUCCUAGUGUCGAGUUCAAGGACUGCUGCUUGAGCCGUUGCGCGAGCGCCAGGGUUCCGCCUGGCUACAAAUGCAGCGACUCCGGUGUUCACUGUGACGAGCUCAACGUCAAGGCCUCUCAAACUUGCGGCAACUAUGAAACUCGCGUUGGCCAAUUUCGAGACUGCUGCUAUCGCGAGUGCCGGUCUCAAAAUCAGUACUGA